Messenger RNA from Ctenocephalides felis (cat flea), 4928 nucleotides. RefSeq names its product THO complex subunit 2-like. Lineage: Eukaryota; Metazoa; Arthropoda; Insecta; Siphonaptera; Pulicidae. Gene Ontology annotation, biological process: mRNA export from nucleus; mRNA processing. Gene Ontology annotation, cellular component: THO complex part of transcription export complex. Gene Ontology annotation, molecular function: mRNA binding. The record is from RefSeq and is a predicted model, not a curated record.
CCAAGUCGAUUUGACUUUGUACGAAAUUUUGUUUGAUUACUUGUGAGAGUUAUAGUUAACAAACAGCGUUGUAGGUUAUUAUCGCAAGGCAGAAAAGUUAAAACGUUGUUUUAAAACAACUAUGUUCAUAAAGCACUUAUAAAAAUGUCUAUAAACGUAAAUAGUGAAACAUGGAAAACUUGGGAGAGAUCUGGUAAAACAGAAUUUUUAAAACAAUGUAAAGCUACAAUUAAAGACAAUGCUAGGACACCAUUAUUAUCAAAAUCUGGCAAACUAACUGGCUUGGGCCGAGCUAUAUAUGAGUUAUUUUCAAACGGCAUCAAAGGCACCAUAAGGAGAGAUGCAGUUAGUUCUGCAGUUGGUGAAUUAUGCCAUUUGCACAAUGAUUUACCAUCAAUUAUUUUGGAUGUUUUAAAUAUAUUAGAUGCAGAAACAGCAUUAAGUGAUCCAGAGGAAAGGCAGAUUUUCUGUCAAAUUACUAAAGAUACUGAAAAGUUUCUCUCUGACAAACUCUUGAAAGAACGUCUAGAGAUUGAUACAUUAAAUGAAGCUGGGAUUUUGAGCACAUCUAGAACGUUCUAUACAAAAUUUAUAAAAAUAAAAACUAAAUUAUAUUACAAACAAAGAAAAUUCAAUUUAUAUCGUGAAGAAAGUGAAGGUUAUGCUAAACUGAUAGUAGAAUUGAAUCAAGAAAUUAAUGAUACAAUAACCCCAAAGAAUAUUUUGGAAGUUAUUAAGUCACUGAUUGGUUGUUUUAAUUUAGAUCCAAAUAGAGUAUUAGAUGUUAUAUUGGAGUCAUUUGAAUGCAGGCCGGAUCAAGGAAAUUUUUUUAUACCUUUGAUAAGAUCGUACAUGCCAGAUAAGAAAAUUAUCUGUGAGGUACUAGGUUUCAAAUUCAAUAUAGAUCCUUAUAACACUCCGAAGUCGUUGUAUAAAGUUACAGCUUUGAUGCUACAGCAUUCUGUAAUAAAUUUGGAUGAUAUUUAUUAUUGGUUGUCACCUGAUGAUAAAAUAUUAUGUAGACAAUUUGAAAGAGAAAUGUCUGAUGCCAAAGAGUAUGUUAGAAGAUUAAACAUAAUAUCUAUCAAUAAAGAUAAAGAUAAAGAAACUGACUCGAAUGAACAAGAUAAAGAUAAUAUCAAUGAUCGUUAUGAAUGCAAUCAGAAAUUUAAUCUCUGCCAGGCUUUAAUAGAAAUUGGUGAUUGGAAUAAUGCACAUCAACUUUGCUUGAAACUGCCAGAAAAUUAUGUUAUUGAUCAACAACCUAUAGCAGUAGCUCUGUGUAAAUUGAUUCAUUAUCUAAUUGACCAGGUCUAUCGUAGUAAAUGUAGAAUUGCCAAGAAAAUCAAUUUAAAGCCAGUGCAACAUACAAUGACUAAUCUUGGUCCAAAACAAGCACAAACAUUUCUAGAGCUCAAAACUGAUGCCAUACCAAUGAUUGUAUUUUUGGGUCCUUCUUUACAUUAUGAUCCAGUUUUAGCAAGUAAAAUUCUACGUAUUUGUGAAUCAGCUCUAGCUGAAAUGGAUGUUAAUUCCUUGAAACUUCCUAAAGACAAUAAUAACUUGUACUAUGAGAUAUUUUCAAUAUUGGACUCGGCUAUACUGCCAGCUUUAUCAUUUAUGGAUUGUAAUUGUUGUAUCGCAGAGGAGAUUUGGAAUAUUAUUAAAUUAUAUCCUUAUCAAUACCGGUAUAGUUUAUAUGGUAGAUGGAAAAAUGACACAUUCCAACAAUAUGCAAAACUUCUACGAAGGAAGGGAGAAACACAAAAGGAAAUUAAACACUUAGUAAAAAGAAUAAGUAAAGAAAAUAUUAAGCCCAUUGGAAGAUCAAUUGGCAAGUUGACACAUUGCAGUCCUGGAUUUUUCUUUGAUUAUGUACUUCUACAAAUCCAGAUAUAUGACAAUCUCAUUAUUCCUAUAGUUGAUUCACUCAAGUACCUCACAUCAUUAUCUUAUGAUAUAUUAGGUUAUUGCCUCAUAGAAGCCCUUAGUUCUCCAGAUAAACAAAGGAUGAAACACGAUGGCACAUCAAUUUCACUCUGGUUGAAGAGUUUAGCUUCAUUUUGUGGGGCUGUCUUUAAAAAAUAUAAUAUUGAAUUGUGUGGAUUAUUGCAAUAUGUUGCAAAUCAAUUGAAAGCACAAAAAAGUACUGAUUUGCUGAUCUUGAAAGAAGUUGUCUUAAAAAUGGCCUGUAUUGAUGCCGCAGAAGAAUUGACUGAAGAACAAUUAGAAGCACUUGCUGGAGGUGAAUUACUCAAAGGAGAGGCUGCAUCUUUCAGUCAAGUACGAAACACCAAAAAAUCAUCAUUGCGCUUGAAAGAGGCAUUGAAUGAACAUGAUUUAUCUGUGGCAUUGUGUUUACUAAUUGCACAGCAGAAAUAUUGUGUUAUAUAUAGAGAAACAGAGUAUACACAUUUGAAACUUGUUAGCAAGCUCUAUGAUCAAUGUCAGGAUACGUUAGUGCAAUUUGGAAGUUUUCUUGGUUCCACAUAUUCAGUUGAUGAAUAUGUAACUCGACUACCUUCAAUACAAAUGAUGUUGCAAGAAUAUCACAUACACACUGAUGUAGCUUUCUUUUUAGCACGGCCUAUGUUUACUCAUGCCAUUAGUCAAAAAUAUGAUCAAUUGCGUAAAACUGAUCCAAAUCCACGCAAAUUAACAGCGGCUUUGAAACAAGCAAAAUAUGCAGAAGCAUGUGAACAUGUUAUGUCACCGGUAGUUGCAUCCGUUCGGACAUUGCAUCCAGCAAGAGUUUGGGAAGAUAUGUCACCUCAAUUUCUCGUUACAUUUUGGUCUUUAAGUAUGGCAGAUUUACAUGUGCCUGUGGAGAGCUAUAAUAGAGAAAUUAAUAGAUUGAAGCAGUUGUCACUUGAAUUGUUGGAUCAACAAGAUAGUGCUAAUAAAAAUAAAAAGGAACAAGAACGCCAUAUGGCUCUUAUUGAAAAAUUGCAAGACGAGCGCAAGAAGCAGCAAGAACAUGUUGAUAAAGUUAUGUAUCGACUGAAGCAAGAAAAAGAUACAUGGUUUGUUUCAAGAUCUAGUAAAUCGGCGAAAAAUGAAACAAUUACUCAAUUUUUGCAGUUGUGCUUGUUUCCGAGAUGUAUUUUCACUGCAAUUGAUGCUGUCUUUUGUGCAAAGUUUGUUCAUAUCAUCCACAGCUUGAAAACAGUGAACUUUUCAACAUUAUUAUGUUACGAUAGAAUUUUCUGUGAUAUUACUUAUUCUGUAACCCUGUGUACUGAAAAUGAAGCGCACAGGUACGGUCGUUUCUUAGCUGCCAUGUUAGCCACUGUUACCAGAUGGCAUUCAGACCGAUCAAAUUUUGAGAAGGAAUGCGCUGAUUAUCCAGGUUUCAUGACAAAGUUCCGUGUCAGCAACCAGUUCAGUGAAGCUAAUGAUCAUGUUGGAUACGAAAACUAUCGACAUGUAUGUCAUAAAUGGCAUUAUAAACUAACUAAGAGUAUGGUUAUGUGUUUGGAUAGUAAGGAUUAUGUACAAAUUCGGAAUGCAUUGAUAAUAUUAGUUAAAAUUUUGCCAUAUUAUCCAAUUUUGUCAAAACUCGCACAAAUAGUUGAACGAAAGAUAGAAAAAGUGAAAGAAGAUGAGAAGGAUAAACGUCAAGAUUUAUAUGCGAUGGCUUUGAGUUAUGGAGGACAACUAAAAGCUAGAUCAUCUCAGAUGAUUAGAGAAAGUGAAUUCCAUCAAGUGUCCAAAAGUAAUGAUGCAUCUUCAAUCAACUCAGGAGAAUCAAAACAUAAUGGUGAUAUAAGUAAAAACGAUAAAGAAAAAUCAAAAGAUCCUGGUAGAGAUCGUGAAAGAAAAAAUAGAAGUGGACAAACUGAUUCUAAUAAGAAUAGUGAUAGAGAUAAAAGAGAUAAUUUAAAAGAGAAUACACCUGCAGAAAAAGAAAAAUCACAAAAAGGAGAAGGACGAUUCUCGAACAACAAAGGUGAUAAUGAAAAUCGGGAUAGAGAUCGUAGUGAAAGGGAUAAGCGUAAAGAGCGAAAGGAGGAAAAAAUGAAAGAAGAGCAAAGGCAAUACAAGGAAGAUCGCUACAAUGAUCCACUCUCACCUUCUUAUGCUCCACUCUCACCUUCUUAUGCUCCACUCUCACCUUCUAAUGCUCAUCGGUAUGGUUCUGCAGGAAGCAUUGGUGUUUCAUCAUGGUCAACAGGAAGUCAAGAAGCUGGUAUUACAUCUGCAGCCAGAGAUGACCGGGAAUUAUCUUCAGUAUCAUCGAAUGGUUCUAAUUUGCAUAGGCGAAGUCAGGAGCCACCAGAACCUGAUAGAGAUGUGAAACGACGUAAACUGGACGCUUCAUCGAAGAAUCACAGCGGCGGAGCGGGCAAACAAAGUGCGGGCGCCAAUUUGGACGCGGACAUCAAGUCGACGACCGAGAGCAGGAAGGAGCACAGGGCCAAAAAUAAAGAUAAGGACAAAUUUAAUAUGGCGGUCAUUGGAGACGAUGAUCUCAAGCUGAGGAAGGAGAGAAAACUUGGCAGGAAGAGGGACCGAUUAGAAGAAGCAAUAUUACUCACAGAAAAAAGAAGAAAGGAUGAAGAAAAAGGUAAAUUACAUCAAAACGGAGACCCUGACGAAAUUCAUCAUCGGGAUAAGCACCAUCAUUCACGCGAAAAGUCACCUUAUCUCCAAAAAAGAGAUCGAGGGCAUGAUAAACCAUACUCAUCAAAAAAACAAUAUUAUGAUUACAAUGAAAGGUAUUAUGACUAAGAUUUAUUAUUCUUGAAUAUAUUCUGUCUGAAGUAAACAGAAACAAUGAGAUGAAGAGAUGAAGAGAUGACGACAAUUAAAUUUUAGCUGAUAAUUUACCAGAAAAUUACUUUUAAAUUGUGUAUAGAUCAAGAUAUGAGGUAGAAUAUAAGAUGCAUAUUUUUUUAAUUUUAAUGAAACUCUAAUUGUAAGUACAA